AUGUCAACCACGGAAAUUGAGAAAUCCAACAUCAAUAAGGAUGAAGCUGACAAAGUCGCCGAAAAAUUGGCCGACUUGAAUGUUGACAACACGAAAGAGGCUAACGGAAAACCAGCGCGUCGCAAUUUCACUGGAAGACGUGGAGGUUAUCGUGGACGUGGUGGACGAGGAGGAAGAAGAAACGUAAGCUUUUAUUGAUUUUUUAAUGAAAAAAAACAUCGAAAAUGAAUUACAGUUCGUUCCACGCAUUCCAUAUGAAGAACAAUUGAAAAAGAUCGAAGAAGAACAGAAGAACAAAAAAGUCAUUGAGACCGGUGUUAAUGGAUACGUUAAAUGGUUCUCGGUUCGCGGCCGUUACGGAUUUGUUGCUCGUGAAAACGGAAAAGAAAACGAGAAAGAUGAUUAUUUUGUUCAUCAAAGUGCAAUCAUCAAAUCAAGCACCAUCAAAGUAUAUCUUCGUACUUUGGAUGAUGGAGAAAAAGUCGUUUUCGAUAUCGUUGAAGGAGCCAAAGGCCUCGAGGCUGCUAAUAUUACUGGACCAGAUGGUGAAAAUGUCAGAGGAUCAAAAUACUCUCGUCAACUUCUCUGGCGUUUCCGUCGUCCAAAUGGUCCACCAAGACGUCAAAGAGCCACUGAUGAUGGAGCCGCUGAAAAAGACAACAAAAACGGCGACGAAGCUCAGAAUACCGAAGCUGGUGAGGCUCGCGGAGCCCAAAAACGUCGUCCACGCCGUGCUCGCGGAAAACUUGCACCAAACGCGCAAAACGAAGGGGUGGAAAAAGUUGGAAAUGGUCAUAAAGUGAGUUUUUGCUCAAAAAAGCUGUAUAGUUUUAAUAGCGAAUAAGUUCGCAAUUUCAACUUCUCAUUCCACGUAUUUGUUGAAUCAAAAAUCAAUAUUUCAGGAAGAUCAAGGAAACGGUGACGGUUCAAAUGCCGUUGUGGCCAAUGGCGAGAAAAAAGGAAAUCGCCGCACCAACAAAAACAAGAACAGAAACAACAAAAAAGGUGAUGCCAAACAAGUCGAAGGUGGCGAUGAUUCAGCCGCCCCAAAACUAAUUGACGCAUAA
Caenorhabditis angaria is the source of this 1067-nucleotide messenger RNA. NCBI's taxonomy places the organism in Eukaryota, Metazoa, Nematoda, Chromadorea, Rhabditida, Rhabditidae. The record is from the annotation of a GenBank genome assembly.